CCAGCGAGCCGCGGCGCUGGCGGCGGGCGGCAGGAUGGUGCAGAAGGAGGGGCAGGCGGCGCUGGAGGAGCCCCAAGGCAGUCCCAACCCGGCCGGGGUGCCCGGUGCCCCCUUAGAACCGCCGGGCGCCGCGGCAGGGCCGGUCCCGGGGGGCGAGGAGACCGACACCGAGACGGAGACCGCGCUGGGCUCCCGCCGCUUCCUCUGCGGAGUCGUCGAAGGAUUUUAUGGAAGACCUUGGGUGAUGGAGCAGAGGAAAGAACUUUUUAGAAGGCUUCAGAAGUGGGGACUGAAUACCUACCUGUAUGCUCCAAAGGAUGACUACAAGCACAGGAUGUUUUGGCGAGAAAUGUACUCUGUGGAGGAAGCAGAGCAGCUAAUGACUCUAAUAUCAGCUGCACGAGAACAUGAAAUAGAAUUCAUCUAUGCAAUCUCACCUGGACUUGACAUCACUUUCUCCAAUCCUAAAGAGGUGUCCACAUUGAAGCGUAAGCUGGACCAGGUUUCUCAGUUUGGCUGCAGGUCUUUUGCACUGCUGUUUGAUGAUAUUGAUCACAACAUGUGCGCAGCAGACAAAGAAGUUUUCAGUUCUUUUGCUCAUGCUCAAGUCUCAAUCACAAAUGAGAUAUAUCAAUAUCUAGGAGAACCAGACACAUUCCUUUUCUGUCCUACAGAGUACUGUGGAACUUUCUGUUACCCAAAUGUUGCCCAGUCUCCGUAUUUACGGACUGUAGGAGAAAAACUGCUCCCUGGAAUUGAAGUGUUAUGGACAGGUCCGAAAGUUGUAUCCAAAGACAUUCCUGUAGAAUCCAUUGAAGAAGUUUCUAAGAUCAUCAGGAGAGCCCCAGUUAUCUGGGAUAACAUUCAUGCUAAUGAUUAUGAUCAGAAGAGGCUUUUUCUUGGGCCUUACAAGGGUCGGUCAACUGAGCUCAUCCCUCGACUCAAGGGUGUUCUGACCAAUCCAAACUGUGAAUUUGAAGCCAAUUAUGUUGCCAUUCACACGCUUGCAACCUGGUACAAGUCUAACAUGAAUGGAGUGAGAAAAGAUGUGGUGAUGACUGAUACUGAAGACAGCACGGUUUCAAUCCAGAUUAAAUUGGAAAAUGAGGGGAGUGAUGAAGAUAUUGAAACAGAUGUUCUCUACAGCCCACAAAUGGCCCUGAAGUUGGCCUUAACAGAAUGGUUACAGGAGUUUGGAGUACCUCAGCAAUACAGCAGUAGGCAAGUGGCCCACAGUGGUGCUAAAACCUCUGUAGGGGAUGUAGGGCCACUGGUGGCACCAUCCUCUUUAAAUGCAGCAACAGUGGUUACCACGGUGUACCAGGAGCCCAUCAUGAGCCAGGGUGCAGCGCUGAGCAGUGACUCACCAGCCUUGGCCAAGGAGGAGGAGAAGAAGCAAUCUGAUGAGGAACCAAUGGACAUGGUGGUGGAAAAACAAGAUGAUGCAGACAAGAAUGCAAACCAGAUACUGACAGAUAUUGCUGAAGCCAAGAUGGCAGAGGAGCUGAAGCCAAUGGAUACAGAUAAGGAGAGUAUAGUUGAGUCAAAGUCUCCAGAGAUGUCUAUGCAGGAGGACUCUGGUAGUGACAUUGCACCUAUGCAGACUGAUGAGCAAAUUAACAAAGAACAUUUUGUGCCUGGGCCGAAUGAAAAGCCUCUUUACGCAGUAGAACCAGUGACUUUAGAGGACUUACAGCUUCUUGCUGACUUGUUUUACCUUCCUUAUGAACAUGGACCCAAAGGUGCACAGAUGCUGAGGGAAUUCCAGUGGCUUAGAGCAAACAGCAGUGUUGUCAGUGUAAAUUGCAAAGGAAAGGAUGCUGAAAAAAUAGAAGAAUGGCGUAACCGAGCAGCCAAGUUUGAAGAGAUGUGCAGCUUGGUGAUGGGCAUGUUCACUCGCCUCUCCAAUUGUGCCAACAGGACAAUCCUUUAUGACAUGUACUCCUACGUCUGGGAUAUCAAGAGUAUUAUGUCAAUGGUGAAAUCUUUUGUGCAGUGGUUAGGGUGUCGUAGUCAAUCUUCAGCACAGUUCUUAAGUGGAGACCAAGAACCCUGGGCCUUUAGAGGUGGUCUAGCAGGAGAGUUCCAGCGUUUGCUGCCUAUUGAUGGGGCAAAUGACCUCUUUUUUCAACCACCUCCAUUAACACCCACUUCCAAAGUGUACACCAUACGACCCUACUUCCCUAAAGAUGAGGCAUCUGUAUAUAAGAUCUGCAGAGAAAUGUAUGCUGAUGGAGCUGAUCAACCCUUCCAUAGUUUACCAGAUUUAAUUGGAGACAAGUUAGUUGGAGGUCUGCUCACCCUCAGCCUGGAUUACUGCUUUGUCUUAGAAGAUGAGGAUGGCAUAUGUGGCUAUGCUUUGGGAACAGUUGAUGUAACUCCCUUCAUUAAGAAAUGCAAAAUGUCUUGGAUCCCUUUCAUGCAAGAAAAAUACACUAAACCAAAUAGUGACAAGGAGCUGUCUGAAGCAGAGAAAAUAAUGCUAAGCUUCCAUGAAGAACAAGAAGUAUUGCCAGAAUCGUUCCUUGCUAACUUCCCAUCUUUGAUAAAGAUUGAUAUCCACAAAAAAGUGACAGAUCCAAGUGUGGCCAAGAGUAUGAUGGCCUGCCUGCUCUCUUCUCUAAAGGCUAAUGGCUCCCGUGGGGCUUUUUGUGAAGUGAGACCAGAUGAUAAAAGAAUCUUGGAAUUUUACAGCAAGCUGGGUUGUUUUGAAAUUGCUAAAAUGGAAGGAUUUCCAAAGGAUGUUGUUAUCCUUGGAAGAAGCCUUUGAAGUGCUUGACAGUGAACUGUUCCAGUACUGUAGACCCUUAACAGCUGGGCAGGUAGUGGUGGGGAUCUUCAUAUGGUCUAACUGCACAAAGCCAGCAAUAAGCCAGCUUGGUAAAAGGGGCUAUGCGAAAAUCACCCAUCACACAUUCAGACUGUCAUUUGUUGGAAGGGGGUAAUGCUGCUGAAAACAUUGUUAAACAAAGAGAAACCCUGUCCUCUCCUGGUCCUGUGUGAAGUGCCAAGGAAUCUUGCAUGGGCUAUAGCUUCUCAGAGGAAUCCCUCUCAGUUGGUGCUGUGGUUGAUGACAGUUCUCUGUGUUCAGCUGUCAACAGAAAAUUGGUCUCUGGCAGAAUGCCUAUAAAGAUGCAGGUUUUGUUCUCUGUCAUAGAGCAGGAUGUGCAAUUGCAAGUUGCAGAAAUGGGAGGGGUUGCUUGUGUCAAUCAGCAUUUUUAAGAUAAGUAGUUACAGUUCUAUUUUUUACUACCUUUAUGCUUGUUGAUAAAGCAAUGACCCGUUGUCACUUCUAAU
Molecule: messenger RNA, 3297 nt
Organism: Melospiza georgiana
Lineage: Eukaryota; Metazoa; Chordata; Aves; Passeriformes; Passerellidae
Gene: OGA
Product: O-GlcNAcase
Exons: 16
Coding region: 35-2770 (911 amino acids)
Biological process (GO): glycoprotein metabolic process
Molecular function (GO): beta-N-acetylglucosaminidase activity
Source: RefSeq, a predicted model, not a curated record